Astrephomene gubernaculifera is the source of this 949-nucleotide messenger RNA. Lineage: Eukaryota; Viridiplantae; Chlorophyta; Chlorophyceae; Chlamydomonadales; Astrephomenaceae. The record is from the annotation of a GenBank genome assembly.
GAUCUGUCCGCGGCGGCGGCGCCGCCACCCAUGCUGCUGGCAGAGCGGCAAUGGCCGGCGCCUUCGCCUCCGUCACAGCCGCCGCCGGCAGCCGCCGUCGCCGCGGCACCCAGACAUGCAGCUUCCGCCGCCGCCGCCACUGCUCCCAGCGGAAAUCUUAUCGCCUCCAGUACGACCACCAGCAGCCUUCUGGCAUCCGGCAUGGGGCCCAAAUGCGUGGCGAAGUGCGCGUCAGCGACAAUGCUAGCGUCAUGUGCUGACGAUGCGGUUGUGGGGGAUGCCGAUGCGGCCAGGACGGUUACAACGGCGACGGCGACGACGGCCCCCACUGGCGGCGUCAGCACCGGCGAGGGUUGCAUUGUGGAAGGAGUCACUGGUGGCGGCGGCGGCGGUGAUGAUAUGGUUACCAGCAUGCGUGACAACCUGGAUGUGUGGGUCAACAGCUUUUGGGAGAUGCUGCGGGAGUCGAGGGCAUGGCAGGGCAACACGCCGCGGUCCUACGCGGAUGACGACCUUCGCUUCCUGCGCCUGGUUCGGCGGCUGGGCUCGGGCGGGGCAGCCUCAGUGUUCGCGGGCAUGCUGCUGGGGCAGGAUGUGGCGGUCAAGGUGAUUCACCCGCCCCCCGAUGUGGAUAUGGCCGCCCUAGCCGCCGCGCGGUCCUCCCUGCUGCCUCUGCUGCCCUCCACCGCCUCACCCCCCGCCGCUGCCGAUGCUGCUGCCUACAGCGCUUUCAGUGCUGCUGGAGCCGCACCAGUGCUUCCCGGCAAGACCCUGCCAGCCUCUUCAUCCCCUCAUCCGCAGCAGCAACCGCAGCAGUCGUCCGAACCGUCCUCGUCAAUACCCUCUUGUGCACCCUCCAGCAAGAUGUCGGCAGUCGGCAGCAGCCUGUACCUGGAGCGGGAGCAGUCGGCAACGCCACCUCGCAGCAGAGGCAACAACACCAGACCGG